AUGAGUACUUUUGCGUCCCCUGCGGGGACUGACUUCUUCGCCCUUGGUGGACCCUCUGCUGUGGGCCCCCCCCCAGCCGUUGGACACUCGGGCUUCGGGCCCCCCCCUACCAUUCCUGGAGACGGGGGUUCCCUUAGCGGCAACGUUGGAGGCCACAGCAAUGUAGCGCCCCACUCUGCAUCGGGCUUCUUUUCCCAUGCCCAACAGCAACAGCAGCAAAACCAUCACCACCAUAACCAGCUUCAUCACCAGCAGCAGCAACAACAGCAGCAGCACGAACAGCAUCGGAUAUCUGUCAUAGGGUCCUCUCCUUACAUGGGAGCGGCCCCCAAGGGAGUGCCCCGACGUGGGUCUGCGAUGGCCGUGGAUGUGAAUGCCGAUGCGUUUUCAGGUGUCUCUGCAACAGAAGCAAAUAGCCCUGGAUUGUGCUUGGAGGGCCCAUCAUCUCAGUUUGCUGCUGCAGCAGUGCGGCUGCUGUGGGGGGGUGUUUCGUCGGAAGAGCAGAACUUGCAACUAGACAGUCCAGGUAGGGCCCCUUUCUUGGGGGCCCCGUGGGGGUUCAGGAUUGGGGCCCCCCUCUUCAAAGCAGUCUACGAAGAAAACAGAAAUGCCUUCAGCCUCACACGUCCCAGCGAAUCGAUCCCCUUACCCCCCAUACUUUCGCGACUUCUCUGCCGAUGCGGCGCUGCAGAGUGCAGCAGCAGUAACGAAGGCAAUAGAGUUUGCUGCUGUCGUUCGUUGCCGCCGCAUGGGCUGAUUCCUGAGUUGAAUCGUUUGUGGGUGGCUGAGGGGGGCGAUUUGUAUUUGUGGGAACUGGGGGCAGGUGAGGAGGCUGUAGAACGGCUCUCUUUUCCAGAUGCUGUUGAGUCUGUAGUGUACGUACAGCUGGACAGGGCCCUGCUUCCGCCAGCUUUAAGGAAUUCCUUUUGCUGGAGCGAUGGCUCGCUCUCUGCUUUUUCCGUUACUGCACAUCUCGACGCGUCGGGGUGUACAGACAGCCCACCCUAUGCAGAUGUCUCCUCCUCUCCGCUCCACUGCCUAGCGAUUUCUGUUUCAAAUUCUGUUCGGCUCUUCGCUGUCUCCGCGGGGGCUCCUACUGCAGGGGCCCCCACCCUCAUGACGCAGCAACUGGGGGCCCCCAGGGCACCUCCCUCUGCCUCCUCCUUAGACUAUACGGAGGUUGGCGCUGCUGAAAAGCCCAAGGGUACUGCACCUCUGUCUCUUGCAGCAGCGCACAAAGGAAGUGGCAUCGUCUUUUUCGGUUCUUCCGUGACGCAUCAAGUAUAUUAUUUGGACCUUAAACCUGCAGCAGACGCUGGAGGGGGCUCUUUCGCAGGGCCUUUGGGUUUCUCCUUCUUUCGCAGCAAGAAAUCUCGGAGGAAUGAAGGCACAGAAGCGUCCGCCACAGCAACGGCGACAACAUCGACGACGCCAGCGGGGGAAGAAGCAGCGCUCCGUGCCGUUCUGCCGCCUAACAGAACUGACAGUAAGGGUUUAGGGUUUAGGGAUUGUGACGGUAGUGGAGGGUUUGUUUCCUGUCAGCUGGUGCCACUCAACCCUACGUUCAAAGAUCGCAUCAAAGGCGGACUUAAGGCGCUGUGUGUUUCUCUCGGUCUCACUAGUAGCAACAGCAGCAGCAGCACCACCACCAACAACAGCAGCAGCAGGGCAACCAGUGGUUCGCGCGGCGGGCUCCUGCAGCUGGAGGCGGAUGAGGCGCGCGGCAUCAUUUGGGGGUUGGGGGGGGACUCAACAGUCACUGCCUUUGUUAUCGCUCCUCCAGAUGUAGACAAUCAUUCAACAGAUACUGCAUCGAAGGUUAAACAAAUUCAAACUUUGCGCCUGACAAAGAAAGAGUUGGAGAGCAGCGUGCGUUCUCUUUAUUCUUCAAAGCCUGCAGCGCACCAUACAGACGACCGGGGAAUCUUCAGUGUCUUGAGGCGGUCGGAGGCCUUUGCCGUUCUCUCUCUCUCUGUCUUGAGCGCAUAUGAGGGGCAUGCCGUUGCUGCCGUAUUGACAGAUGCUACAGGCGGCCGGCUCUACAUCUCCGUCCGGGGCAUCCGCAGCAACAACAACAGCGUCAACCGCUGCUUUGCUGCUGCCGCCCUGGCACCUCCUGCCCAUCUCUCUCUCGCAGUUCAUGGCUACAGAGGGGCCGUAGAGCAGCAGCCUGGUGCUGCUGCAUCAGGUAGCCUUCGCUGCGCUGCAGUUGCUGCAGGAGUAUUCGUCAGUGCGUACGCGCCACCCCACAGCGGGCCGCCAGAAAGCAACGCAGCCACAGUGGGGCCACAGGGAGCCCCCAGUGCAGGACCCUGCAGCAUUAGCGAAAAGAACUCCCGAUGCAGCUCUUGCAGCACCUCUUGCUAUCUCGGAGCGCCGUGUGUGCUGGGGCCACAGCCUCCGGAAGGUGAAGAGGGUUUAGGCGGCGGUAUCGCAACUGGAAACAGCAACAGCAGCAACAGCGGCUUCCUCUGUUGCUGCUGCAGGAGCCGACCCGCUGCUGUAGCAGACGUCCUCGGACCUGCCCUUGCUAGUAGCAGCAGCACCAAUGGCGGAGAUGUCCUUGUAGUUGCAGCGCCAGAUCUCAGGGCACUGGCACUGCUACAGCAUGGGAACAGCACCGGCAGCAGCAGCGGCGCAGCAACAGCAACAGCAGCAGCAUCAGCGCCCGACCCAACUCCACCUGGCGGUUACUUCUUUUCGUCUGCGAGGCUGCACGCAGCAGUGGGCGGCUCUGGAGUGCCUAUGGCCGGCUUUCGCAGCAGCAGCACUUGCAACAGCAGCAACAGCAGCAGCAGCGGGUACCCGUCUGUGUGCAGUGAAUGGUAUACGUGCAUGCAGUUGGGGGAGGAGGCGGGGCGGGUGCUGCAGGUGGUGGAGCCCUUUGCUACGCCUGCCUUCGGAGUGUUGCAGCAGAGCAGCAGCAUUUGGCCUUCUCCCUUCGAUGUGCGGAAGCGUCGCCAGUGGCUAUCCCUCCCUUACGGGAUGGAUCCCUUUGCUCGUGCUGGUGCUGCAGCAGACAGGGGGUAUUCUGGGCACCACAAGCUGGCCGACGGGCUCAGCAACAGCCACACAUACGGAAGCAGCAGCAGCAGGCGGAGGCGGGGGGCUCUGCUGAGUUCGCUCCCAGUAGUACAGCCGCCGUCUGCUCAGAGCGACGCAGCAGCAGGGGCUCUCUGUGGGGCCCCCAAGUUGCUGAUUUUGACAACCAAAUUUGUCCUGCAGCUGCGGAGGCAGACAAUCAGCCACAUUUACGUGGCUGGCCUGGGAAGUCUGCUUCGAGAGGGUGUACAGGGGCCACUGGCGCCCACAUCGGCGAACCCCUACGCUCGGGUUGGGAGCCCUCACGGCUACGAGGAGUUGUUCCAGCAGCAGCAGCAGCAGCACUAUGAGCAGGAUCGGGGUACACUGUGGUCUGUGGGGCCGCAGCGCAGCGGACCCUUGCGGCUAGGUCAGCUGCUUGCGGAGCACAUGUGCGAAGAGGGACAAUUCGGUUGUGGUGCGAUGUUUGCUGUGUUCUGGCAGUUGCUGGCAGACAAUGCCCCCAGCUUAGCAGCAUUCCAAAGUACUGCAAGCGCCGGGCCCCUCCAGGGAUCCCCCGAGGGGCUGACGCCAACGUGGAACCUCCUCAGCAAACAAAUGGGGGCCCCCAGAACCAACAAGGGGCUUGCAUUCCAGCAGCUGUCCGCGUCGCAGCUCUCCCAAGCUGGGGGGGCCUUAGGGGGAGGGGCUCCCGGGGCCUUUGAAACUCCCUUCGGUCUGGGGUAUAUAGAGGGCUCCGAGCGGCAGCAGCAACAACAACAACAACAGCAGGUUGCUGCAACCGUGGGAAAGGGGGCAUCUGCCUGCAGCAGCAGUGGCGUGGGGUUGAGUUCAGCAGCAGCGGCAACUGCUGCUGCUGCUGCAGGGGGCCAGCAGAGUCAGGAGAAGACUACGGGUGUUGCUGUAGCCUGGCGCAUGCUGACGGCCCUCGAGAUACGGAGAGAGGCAGCAACGCACUUGGGGACAGAGCUUAGCAGUGACCACCUCUUGCUACCCUUCGCGCUGCAACAGCAGCAGCAGCAACAGCAGCAGAGCAUGUUGCAACAGCAGUUCCAACAGCAGAGCAUGCUGCACAACCAAAACCUGCAACAGCAGGCCUGGGGUUCCAGAGCCCUUGGCUGUCCUCCCCAGCAGCAGGAACAGCAGACUGUUCCUCAACAAACAGGAGGUACCCUGAUGCAGGCGUCUGCUGGAGUUGCCUCACAGCAGCUUGGGGCCCACGUCGGGGCCCCUUUGCAGAGCCUGACGAACACAGCUCGUGGCCUUAUCCUGUUUGCUUCGCGGCUGCUGAGGCCCAUUUUGGGAACUCCUCUAGUUGAAGCUGCACUGCUGCCUUGUGGCCUGGUGCGCGCUGAACGCGACGAUCAGCAGCACAAGCAACUGCAGCAUCCGCAGCGGCGGGAUGGCGGCAGCAGGAAGAGAGGACGCGAGUUCGAGUGGCAGCACGAAGAGUUGCAUGGGGUGGCACAACAGCGCAAACUUUCUGCUUGCCUCGUUGGCCGAUUCUCAGCGGAGGCGGUCUCGCGUUUGCUAUACAAAAUUGCUUCUCUAUACGAGGUCCUUGAUGCGGUGUACACGACGCUUUUCUUUUCUUUUGGACAACGAGCGUCGCUCCAGCAGCAGCAGCAGCAGCUGACCCGAGGUGCUUCUUGGGGUCUGCCUAACCGCGGGUUGCCGCCUCACUUCGCCGCACUGCGGUUGUCCGGGGUUCCUUAUCUGGAGGGGGGACCCUUCGGGAGCACUGUCGGCCCCUCAGCUGCAGAGGUUGAGCAACAGGACAUCAUCUGGGGCUUGAUUCCUUUAGGCGAUGCUGUGGAGCUCAGUGUCCUGUACGGGGUUAGUCGCGUGUUGGUGACUGCCUCUGAGAUGCUGACUGCGUAUCAGCUGUUGAUGCAGCAGGCAGAGUACUCCGUGCAAAUGGGCACGAGUCGCUGCAUAUCUGCUCGUCUGUUCGACAGUCUUCUUUCUUUAACGCUUACCGACCUAUGCACAUCCGUGGAGGCUCGCGAGAGCUUUCGGCAGGUGGUGUUUGAGACGGCUGCCUUUGGCAAUCCCCUUUUGUCUCGUCUUUGCACGGGGGCACUGUUUACGAAGGAUGAACUGGAGGCACAGAUGCUUUAUUUGCAGUUGCAGCGGAAGGUGAACGAACGCCUUGACAGUCAGACGGCAGCCAGUUUAGGCGAAGUUCAGCAGUUUGUCUACCAACACCUCAUGCCCAGGCUUCUCUUCCUUCCAAUAGAAGGUCUCGUCGCUUUUCUGAACUCCCUCAGAUUCUACGGACUUCUUGUGGACGUUGUGACUGCGAAGGCCGCCAGUCUCGUCUCGAACUUCAGCCGAUAUGCAUUGGGCAGGAGGCCAAAGUGGCCGUCGUUGGCUCCCGAGUCCACCCAGCAACUCGCUGGCAUUCAGAACACUUUGGUUUCAAGCUGCUACCGACAUGUGGGGGAGUGCCUCGCGCAGUACUGUAAAGAGUUUGAGGAGGACGCAGCGGAUGCAACGCCUAGUGAAGCAGAGAAGAAGAAAGCAGAAAGUGUACAGAGUGCAACUCUGGACGUACACCAGAGUAGCAAAGCUUGUGCAGCUGCUCUCGUGAACGCAUGUCUCGCAAGCAGUGAUGAAAACCUCCACAAUUACGUCGUGGACUGGAUUGCUAGUCAUGGAGGCAAAAACUUCCCAGUUGCUCUUCUUCACAUUGACGGCCCCAUGGCCGAUCGGCUUCUCGCGCAAAGCGACGAGAAGUUUGCGAUCGACUUGGGAGACCGAUAUGCGGCUUCAGGCCUGUAUGCACAGGCUGCCAAGUGCCAUAGCCUUCAAGGCCUGCGGCAGUGGGUGGGCGAGAAAGGGGAAAUCCUUGCUCGAGACGGUGUUUCAGGAGCAUCAGUGCCGCGUGGUACUGGAGAAGGCGGCGAAUCGGCAGAUGAUAUAACCACGUUGUUAGCAUUUGAUGCAGAAAUCGACGCUUUUUGUUGCAGCAUCACACAACCGAUUUGGCAGUUCCUGGCUUCUUGGGUGAAGGUCCAUUCGCAAGAACCGUCUUUAGAUCGACGGCUCCUCCACUUCGUCAAGGCAAAGGAAAAUGCGCAAAAUUUCCUCCAGCAGUCCUCUGAGCAGACCGAGCCUGGGAUUCGCAGCUUUGCAGCGAAAGAACGGACGAGCAGUUCCACAAGAAAGCUUUCCCUUUCCGGCGAUAUCGGUUUUGAUGAGUCCACGGACAGCUCUUCACCGACACCUCUUGAAAACUCGAUAAGGCAAAUUGACCUCAACAUCCGAAUGGUCGGUAUUCAGCGAGCCCUUGUGCGGGACACCGCUCAUUUGUUUUGCGUCUUGGUGGUAACCCAUUUGCAAUCGGUUAAGAAGGAACGCGCUCUGCUAUCUGGCGUAGUGUCGGCUUCAGCUAAUAAUCAGGCCGUGUCAGCUGAUGACGUUCAAGCGUUUUGCAUCGAAGUUUCAAAUGCUGCUCGGGGAUCUGCAGAUACAUCAGUGCGGAAAAGUAACAGUCACUUGCAAGCUGCUUGUAGUCCUGUUGCUGUGAGGGCUGCUGUUGCUGCUGUUGGUGUUCUCUUCUCCUCGGAUGUCGACUACUUGAAUGCUUUCUGCUUGGCAGCUCCCUGUGUUGGGGUUGACUUUCACGAGGCAGAUUUACAGCGAGUGGUCUAUGCUCCUAUAGAGCUGCUGGAUUUGCUGAACUCGCAGAUAAAUGACUGCGGAGUAGCUGAACUCGUUGGUCCGGACUUCCCGUCCAUCGCGGCUCUGCGCCUGCAUGGACAGCGAGUCGCAAGCGCAGCUGCUCGUAGUUUAGGGGCAUUUCCAGAAGAACAAGAAGUUGCCCGUGCUGCUCUCGACGACGCAUGCAUGACGUUCCUCUCCUUCGGGGCCUCCGCUUCCAAGGUUUUGCAGCAGCCGCGUAUUUUGUCCGACGCUCUGAAGGACCUGCUAGCCUUGCCGGAUAUUGCCGUACGGGAGAGCUGCAGCAGAUCGUUGAAGCGGCUUUCUGUGGUGCUGCACGUUUAUGCGCGAACUCAAUGGGGCAACAGAGAGGUCACUAUGAUGAAUGCGGAAGGAGAGCCCAUACAGAUUCCUCCAUUUCUGUGGCCUGCCUGGCGCAUGGUGGAAUGCGGGCAAUCGUUUGACACUCUUGUUGGCCUUUACUUGUCUUUCGAAGAGGACGAGUUUGCAAAGCAGCAGAGUUGCCUGGACUCUGCUGGUCUGCAGACCGUCUUCUGCUGGAUUUUUGACCAGUGGUUGACGAGUCAGGACGACGUGGGUACCGCUUCGACCUACGUCGGACUUCUGCACGAGUUGACAGAAGCGGGAGAUUUGCCAUACUUUGGGUCGCCAGUUAGCGUCCCUCUCUGGUCUCAGUUGAAUGAAGAGGAGCGCGCGAGAGCAGAUGUUGCAGCACAGCAGCUGACAGAUCUGCUUUUGCAGAUCGAGUCGGCAAUGGCGCAUGCAAGUCGUUCCAUGGGAAGUCUGAAGGAUAACCGACACUUUGUUGGCGUGCGUUCUCGCUUGGCCAUCAUAAAGCAACAAGUUGCAGAAUACAGAGCAGCCCUGCAUAAGCAGGGUCUAACGGAGCGCUUCGUCCCAAGUUUCUGA
Eimeria maxima is the source of this 7638-nucleotide messenger RNA. RefSeq lists its product as hypothetical. Gene Ontology annotation, molecular function: structural constituent of nuclear pore. Lineage: Eukaryota; Apicomplexa; Conoidasida; Eucoccidiorida; Eimeriidae. Gene Ontology annotation, cellular component: nuclear pore; nuclear pore inner ring. Bases 1 to 7638 code for a protein of 2545 amino acids. The record is from RefSeq and is a predicted model, not a curated record. The transcript has 19 exons. Gene Ontology annotation, biological process: protein localization to nuclear inner membrane; RNA export from nucleus; protein import into nucleus.